AUGUCAACAGGACAGCAUCACAGCAAUUGGGUGAAUGGCGCCUACCAAGCUCCAACCGAGGCCCGGAUAGACGUUAUCAAUCCUGCGACUGAAGAGAUACUCGCAACGAUAGACUCUACGCCUCAAGACGCGGUCAAUGCGAUCGUGGACUCGUCCCUGCAGAACUUCGCCAGUGGUGUAUGGAGCAAAGCCGAUGCCUCAGCUAGAUACACAGUUCUGUCGACGGCGGCGAUCCUCCUCCGGUCUCGACUCCCCGAGUUCAUCAUGCUCGAGACUCAGCAGACCGGUCGGCCCAUCCGUGAGAUGAGGGCCCAGCUAGGCCGUAUUCCAGAAUGGCUCGAGUACUUCGCCUCUCUAGCGCGAACGCAUGAGGGACGAGUAACGCCAUUCAAAGGACCUGUCGUCAACACGUUAACACGUUUGCCUCUCGGGGUUGUCGUUCAAAUCACGCCUUGGAAUCAUCCACUUUUGAUUGCUACGAAGAAAAUCGGUGCUGCGCUGGCUGCAGGGAACUCUGUCAUCGUCAAGCCAUCCGAGUUCGCACCAAUCUCUGUCCUGAAGAUGGGUAAGCUGUUCCAACAGGCUGGCUUGCCGGAUGGCACAUUACAGAUCGUUUCAGGACUUGGGAGGGAGACUGGAAAAUUCCUGUGCGAGUCGCCUCUAAUCUCCAAGAUUGAUCUGACGGGGGGGCUUGCGACAUAUGCGGCCAUUGCACCAAACGCAAGCAAGAAUCUCAUUCCUAUCACAGCUGAGCUCGGCGGGAAAGCGCCCGUGUGCAUCUUCCCCAGUAUGCCCGUCGAGAAAGCGGUAAAAGCGGCCUUGUUUGCGAGUUUUAUCGCGAGUGGCCAGACUUGUGUCACGGGAAGCAGGCUGCUGGUACACUCGGGGAUCUACGACGAGUUCGUAGAUCUACUGGUCGAGAGAACGAAAGCACUGAGGAUCGGAGACCCCACCGAUGAUCGAACGCAAAUCGGAGCUGUCAUCUCCCGCGCGAGUGUUGAGAGGUGCUCAUCUUUCGUGAUGCAGGCAGUCAUCGAGAACGGGAACAUCCUCUGCGGAGGCGGAUCUGCUCGCUUGAACGGCAAAGGGUUCUUCUUCCAGCCAACGCUGAUCGAGACCAACGCCGAGACCAAUCUAUCGUGCAACGAAGUGUUCGGUCCCAUCAUUGCGAUCAUCAGAUGCGCGUCGGAGGAGGAGAUUAUCCGGAUUGCGAAUGGGACUUCGUUCGCCUUGGGUGCGUCGGUGUGGACGAACGAUUUCACUCAGGCGCACCGGGUGGCGGAGAACAUCGAUGCGGGAAUUGUGUGGAUCAAUGGCCAUCACCUGAAUGAUCCGUCCUCCCCGUGGGGUGGAUUUAAAGAAAGUGGGAUCGGGAAGGAGAACGGCGUAGAAGCUUUUGAGAGUUACACGAAAGUCAAGAGCACAGUCAUCAAUUACGGACAGGAACCGACGUGGUUUGAUGACGAGGUGCAGAAUGCUCGGUAUGGAUAG
Drepanopeziza brunnea f. sp. 'multigermtubi' MB_m1 is the source of this 1491-nucleotide messenger RNA. RefSeq lists its product as uncharacterized. Gene Ontology annotation, molecular function: aldehyde dehydrogenase (NAD+) activity. The record is from RefSeq and is a predicted model, not a curated record. Lineage: Eukaryota; Fungi; Ascomycota; Leotiomycetes; Helotiales; Drepanopezizaceae.